GAAAAGCUGCAGAGGACAGCAGCUUCGAUCCUAUCGCUUGUCCUGGGAUCGAUGAGGAGCCCACUGACACAGAGAAGGACUUCGCUACGGACCCGGUCUGGAAGUACUUCACUUACGACACCUUCGACAGCCGCACGUGGAAGGUUCUGGACGGUCUGGAGACUUGUCUCCGGAGCGUGCCGGGUGGAACUACCAAUCCAUGGGUCGGCGCCGCCGAUUUGUGGGAG
Molecule: messenger RNA, 227 nt
Organism: Symbiodinium sp. CCMP2456
Lineage: Eukaryota; Dinophyceae; Suessiales; Symbiodiniaceae
Source: the annotation of a GenBank genome assembly